Scophthalmus maximus (turbot) is the source of this 2037-nucleotide messenger RNA. RefSeq names its product alkaline phosphatase, intestinal, tandem duplicate 2 (gene alpi.2). Gene Ontology annotation, molecular function: alkaline phosphatase activity. Gene Ontology annotation, biological process: dephosphorylation. Lineage: Eukaryota; Metazoa; Chordata; Actinopteri; Pleuronectiformes; Scophthalmidae. The coding region runs from base 83 to 1651 and encodes 522 amino acids. The transcript has 11 exons. Gene Ontology annotation, cellular component: plasma membrane. The record is from RefSeq and is a predicted model, not a curated record.
UAAAGGGAUCUCAUAGUGCGGACGAGUGCUCCAUGUACUCAAUGUUCUGCUUUUCUCCCUACAUUCACAUAAAGUCAACACCAUGGCCAGGAAGCAUAAGCUCCUUUUUGCCGGAUUACUGAUUUUCCUUGCAGUAAAGUGGAGUUUGUGUAUUUCAGAAGAAGAGCUCCAUGCCAGCUACUGGAACAACAAAGCAAGGCAGGCUCUUCACGCUGCCCUGAAUGUUCAGCCUAAUAUCCACCAGGCCAAGAACGUCAUCCUCUUCCUGGGGGACGGUAUGGGGGUACCAACAGUGACUGCGGCCCGGAUCCUCAAAGGCCAGUUGGCAGGAAAAUCCGGAGAGGAGACUAGUCUGGUCAUGGAUACCUUUCCUCACCUGGCACUGUCAAAGACGUACAAUGUUGAUCAGCAGAUGCCGGACAGCGCUGGCACAGCCACAGCAUACUCAUGUGGUGUGAAAGCCAACUACGGCACCCUGGGUGUCACCGCUGCCACGCCAAGGUCCAACUGUAGUGCUAGCUACGGGAAUGAAGUCACAUCUGUUCUGCACCGUGCCAAGAAAGCAGGAAAAUCUGUGGGAAUUGUCACAACAACCCGAGUGCAGCACGCCUCUCCCGGAGCAAACUAUGCUCACAGCGCCGAUCGCGGCUGGUAUUCUGACUCUGACCUCACACCUGAGGCCGUCCAAAAUGGAUGCCGUGACAUUGCAUAUCAGCUGAUCCACAACGUUGAGAUAAAUGUCAUUCUUGGUGGAGGUCGUCAGUACAUGUUUCCCAGUAACAUGCAGGACCCAGAGUAUCCAUCUUAUAGAGGAGACAGACUGGACGGACAGAAUCUGGUUGCGGAGUGGAUUAAGAACAAAAAGAAUGUGAAAUAUGUUUGGAACAAAGCUGAUUUUGACGCUGUCAAACCUUCCCGUACAGACUUCUUGAUGGGUCUUUUUGAGCCCAAAGACUGCCGUUAUGAGUUGGAGCGUGAUUCCUCCAUGGACCCGUCACUCACUGAGAUGAUGGAGAAAGCAAUAAAGAUUCUGAGCAAGAACCCUAAAGGAUUUUUCCUCUUUGUGGAAGGCGGGAGAAUUGACCAUGGUCACCAUGGAGGGAGGGCCAAACGAGCCCUGUAUGAGGCUGUUGAGUUCGACCGGGCCAUCGGGCGAGCCGCUGAACUCACCAGUGAGCUGGACACCCUGACUGUGGUCACUGCUGACCACUCCCACGUCUUUGCCUUCGGAGGACAUUCUGUCCGAGGAAACUCUGUUUUUGGAGUGUCUCGCUUAAAAGCUGAAGACAAUAAGCGCUUCACCACUGCUGUGUAUGGAAAUGGACCAGGCUACCAGAUUGCCAAUGGAACUCGCCCAGAUGUGAAUGACACAAUUUCAUCGAAUAAUAAUUACCGGCAGCAGGCUCCUGUCCCUCUCGAUUCAGAGACCCACGGCAUAGAGGAUGUAGCCAUCUUUGCCAAAGGCCCCAUGUCGCACCUCUUCCAUGGGGUCCAGGAGCAGAACUACAUUGCCCACGUCAUGGCUUACGCUGCCUGUGUGGAGCCCUACGAAGACUGCAAACUGCCCCCGCCCAACCACGCUGGAGCCAUCCGCCCAAGCCUGCUGCUCCUCCUGACGGGCCUUCUUCUCCUCUCGCUCUACUCUGUCUGAGUCGGAGAUCACAGCCUCAGCACAAAGUUGCUGAGCUUGGAAUAUCUGUGAAAUCAGAAACUUUUCUUGGAAUUUUUUUUUUGUAUACAUUGUAUUUUCUGUUUGGGAUUCAAAGUUGCGUAUAGUUGCACAACUUCGAGAUCACUGCCAUUUUGAAUAGUUUCUGUUUGUCCAGGUAUAAAUAUUCACUUUAUUCAUAUAGCACCUUGCAGUAGAAAUAAAGACGGCUUUCACAAGGAGAACAAAUAAAAACAAAAACACAAAAAAUUAUUGAUUUUUUUUUACUACAUAGAGCCAUGACUUCUGAACACUACUGAGUUUAUUUAUAUGAAAAUAUAUUCACUAUUUUGUAAAUAUUUUUGAAUAAAGGAGUGAUUUCCCAAGGA